Messenger RNA from Vairimorpha ceranae, 636 nucleotides. RefSeq names its product cysteine protease. Gene Ontology annotation, cellular component: nucleus. Lineage: Eukaryota; Fungi; Microsporidia; Nosematidae. The transcript has a single exon. Gene Ontology annotation, molecular function: cysteine-type deubiquitinase activity; ubiquitin binding. Bases 1 to 636 code for a protein of 211 amino acids. Gene Ontology annotation, biological process: protein K48-linked deubiquitination. The record is from RefSeq and is a predicted model, not a curated record.
AUGGCAAAACCAAAAUUUCAAGGUAAAGCAGUUUCUGAAAAAAAAGAUAUUUUCCUUCAUAAUCAGUUUUCUAAGAAAUUUGGAGAUCUUAAAUAUUUUAGAGAAAUUAUAAGAGAUGGAAAUUGCCUUUAUAUCAGUCUAUCAGUACAAAUUAUUACUUUUGCACGCGAAAAUUCUUCAUUUUCAAGUGAGUGGAUUUCCUUUACAGACAGAGUUAAAAACUAUUUGACAAAUUUAAAUAUUGAUGAAGUUGUGUAUAUUAAUAAUAUAGAAGCAUUUAAUGAUAUUAUUAACAGUGAUGAGAAACUAGAAGAUGUAUGUCUGGAGAGGUGGUAUGAAAUUAUUUAUUUAAUACGUCUUGCCAUUUCAGCACAAAUGAGAAUAAAUUCUGAGUUAUAUCAGCCUUAUAUCCCCGAUAUGACGGUAGAAACAUAUUGUAAAAAAUUUAUAGAACCUUUUUACAUUGAAGCUGGGUAUCUUGAGAUUUGUGCUCUAGUUGAAAUUUUACCCCUUUCUAUAGAAGUUAUUGAUAUUCAAGAGAAUAACGAAAAUUGCAGUAGAUUAUACGGAAUGUAUGAGCAAAAAAUAACAAUAUUACACACACCUAAUCACUUUGAACCUGUUUACUACAAGUAA